Messenger RNA from Guyanagaster necrorhizus, 4104 nucleotides. Its product is annotated as multidrug resistance-associated ABC transporter. NCBI's taxonomy places the organism in Eukaryota, Fungi, Basidiomycota, Agaricomycetes, Agaricales, Physalacriaceae. Gene Ontology annotation, biological process: transmembrane transport. The transcript is spliced from 35 exons. Gene Ontology annotation, molecular function: ATP hydrolysis activity; ABC-type transporter activity; ATP binding. The coding region runs from base 1 to 4104 and encodes 1367 amino acids. Gene Ontology annotation, cellular component: membrane. The record is from RefSeq and is a predicted model, not a curated record.
AUGUUCAAUCCACUUCAUCCGCCACCAUCACCUCCUGCUUUUGCAGGUGACCAUGUGUUACCAGAGGAGGACGCGGCAAUUCUUUCAAGGUUGAUUUUCCAAUGGUUAGGCCCGUUUCUUGCCGUUGGCUUCUCAAGGCCUCUCGAAAAAGAAGAUUUAUGGCGGCUACCCCAGAAACAUACUACCGGUUCGGUCACUGAUGAUGUAGAAAUCAACUUCUACUCUCGAUGUCCUCCUGAACAAAGGCCUUUCCCCCUCCGUCACAAACUUCCUAACGACGCUGAAGUUCCUGACUCGAGGGAAUCACUUGAAAACGCUGAAAAUCGUGCACCUGACGCUAAAAGGAAGUCAACUAUAAAAUACGAUUCGUCUCUAACGAAGGCACUUCAUCGAACAUUCUUUGUUCGUUUCUGGUCUGCUGGAGUAUGCAAACUAGUCGGAGACACGUUGAAGACCGCCACGCCUUUGGUGACAAAACUCCUACUGACAUGGUUGACUGAGUCGUAUGACUACUACCGUCUGACGGAUGAACAAAGAGUAUCGGGAGUAAUGGAACGUCCAAAGGGAAUUGGCUACGGCAUCGGACUUGGCUUUGCGAUUUUUGUGAUGCAAGGUAUGACGGCCCUGAGUUCAUCAGUCAGUAUGAUAACUGGGUUGUUAUUAAGGACCGGAAUCAUUGGGAGUAUCUUUCGAAAGUCUUUGAGACUUUCUGGACGAGCCCGGCUUGAGCAUAGUGUUGGGAAGAUUACUACCAUGAUUUCUUCAGAUGCAAGUCGUCUUGACCGGCUCUGCAUGUAUAUCCACAACGCAUGGGUGGCUCCAAUCCAGAUUGUAAUUGUUAUUGGGCUCCUGAUUAAUAACCUUGGAUAUUCUGCCUUGGUUGGCCUUGGUGUUCUCGUUUUCAGCUUUCCGAUGCAACUAUACAUUGGUCGCAUCAUGUUUGGUCUUCGAAAGAAGAGCAUUAAGAUCACAGACGCUCGUGUACGAGGCACGACAGAGGUUCUUCAAGGCAUCCGACUUAUAAAAUUUUACGCAUGGGAGAGUUUCUACUCGUUCCAGAUCGGUAAGCUACGCCAGAAGGAAAUCAGCAUUAUCAAGCAAGCCGCGCUUGCCCGUGCGGGACUUAUUGCCAUCGUCACUUUCAUUCCUGUUCUUUCGUCGGUCCUGUCAUUUAUUACUUAUGGGCUCACCGGACACAGUCUCAAUAUUGCCAUCAUCUUCAGUUCUCUACAAUUCUUCAAUAUCAUUCGAACUCCUCUCAUGUUCUUACCUCUAAUUGUCACUGCCGUCUCCGAUGCAUUAGUGGCAUUAGGUCGUAUCUCCAAGUUUCUGACGGCCGAGGAACUUUCCAAUCAAUACAUCGUCAAUGAAGACAGUAAACAUGCCGUGGAAGUCGACGGGACCUUUACUUGGGAAACGGUGGAGCGACCCGACAGCCUCAAGUUUGGACCUCCUCGUGGUGGGAAACCUGACAAGCGGGAUAAACAGAAGACAUUGCCCCUCUCGAAGGCAGAUGUCGAUGAUACUUCUUCGCAAACGGCAACUGAUCAACCCUUCGAACUCCAAGAUCUUCGCAUGACUAUUCCUAAGGGUGGCUUCGUGGCUAUCGUAGGCCGUGUCGGCUCCGGAAAGAGUUCGAUUUUGCAAGCCCUGAUCGGUGAAAUGCGACGGAUCAAGGGCGAGGUUAUUUUCGGUGGUUCGGUGGCCUACGCGCCUCAGAAUGCUUGGAUCAAGAAUGCCACUGUGCGAGAGAACAUUUUGUUUGGCCAAGACCUCGACGAAGAUAGACUCCAACAAGUUAUUACCGCUUGCAGCCUGGAACAUGAUCUUGCCAUGCUUCCCCAAGGAGAAGAAACGGAAAUUGGCGAGAAGGGAAUCAAUUUGAGUGGCGGCCAGAAAGCUCGCGUAUCCUUGGCCCGUGUUGCAUACUCCCCGUCAGAUAUAGUGCUUCUUGAUGACCCGCUCUCAGCCGUAGACGCGUACGUUGGCAAGGCUAUCCUAGAUAACUGUCUGCUCAAGGGACCCCUUGCUUCGAAAACGAGGCUUCUUGUCACCCAUGCAUUGCACGUCCUAGAUAAAGUGGACUACAUCUAUGUUGUCGACGACGGCGUAAUUAAAGAGCAGGGAACGUUCGCUAACCUUAUGGAUAGUAGUGUCAUCUUCUCUCGUAUCAUGGAAGAAUAUGGGACAAUGGAGAUCGACGAAGAUACGCCGGAGAAAAGCGACGUUGUUGACAUCAAGGGAGAGAAAGCAAGCACAGACACACUGAAAGACAAGAAGGGAGCUCUCAUGCAGACAGAAGAAAGAUAUACUGGAGCUGUUACUUGGACGACGUAUCGUGACUACCUGCGCUUCGCUGGAGGUGUUAUCUGGGCACCGAUUUUGCUGUCUCUGCUAGUCUUGAACCAGUGUUCCCAAGUCGGAAAUAACCUCUUUUUGGGUUUCUGGACUGGAGAAAGUAUUCACGGAUUCACCCAAGGACAGUAUAUGGCUGUCUACGCCGGUCUCGGCAUCUCCCAAGCAGUCUUUACUUUCUUAGUGACAGCCGGCUUUGCCAUGGCUGCAUUGAUUGCUAGCUUAUCCCUGUUCAAAACUGCAUUGUCAAGAGUAUUGAGAUCUCCGGUCUCUUUCUUCGACACGACUCCUGUCGGUCGGAUAUUGUCAAGACUUUCAAAGGACCAAGACACUUUGGAUAAUGAACUGGCCACAAUUCUCGCGCAGUUCCUUACCACUUUCAGUUCCGUCGUUGGAACAAUCGCACUCGUUUUCUACACAUUUCCGCUCCUUGGGAUCAUCUUUGGUCCCAUGAUCGUUCUGUACUACUUGGUGGCGAUGUAUUACCGUCGAUCGUCUGUGGAGACCAAGCGACUUGACUCCCUUAUGCGUUCAGCUUUAUACAGCUCUUACUCAGAAACAUUGACUGGUCUUGCGACGAUACGAGCGUUCCGUGAACAGGACCGUUCCAUUAGGAAUGCUGAAUCUGGACUCGACUUGGAGAACAGGGCAUAUUACAUGACUAUUUCCAUUCAACGAUGGCUCAGUGUCCGUCUCGAUAUUUUUGGGAACGUCCUCAUCCUCGGAAUAGCCCUUUUUGCCGCUGGAUAUAGAAAUACCGUCAACCCGUCCAAGAUCGGAGUUGUCUUGACGUAUACGUUGAACAUCACACAGAUUUUCUCUGACAUGGUAUCCCAAUUCGCACAAAAUGAGCAGAACAUGAAUGCGGUGGAGCGUGUACUGGUGUAUACAGAGUUGACAUCGGAAGGGAACACCAUUCCACCGGACGAGCCAUCCGCUGAAUGGCCUGAAAAAGGCGUUAUCAGUUUUGAAGACGUUUCCCUGGCCUAUAGGGAAGGACUCCCACUCGUCCUUCACGGCGUCAGCUUCAAAAUCAAUUCCGGCGAGAAGGUGGGAAUUGUAGGCAGGACCGGAGCAGGCAAGAGCUCCUUACUGCAGGCCCUCUUUCGAAUUGUCGAACUUCAAGGAGGAAGGGUAGAGAUAGACGGCCACGACAUCAGCAAAAUAGAACUCGAUACCCUUAGAGGCCGCCUGGCACUAGUACCUCAAGAUACGACGAUGUUUCUGGGAACUUUACGGGAUAACCUUGAUCCUCAGGGCUCACGCACGGAUGCCGAACUCAUAUCGGUUCUCCAGCGCUCGUGGCUUCUCCCUCCGGACGGCGUCAAGGAUGCAGUAGCUGAGGCCAAGUUCAGCUUGGAUGCGACCGUAGGAGAUGAAGGGUCUAAUUUUAGUGCGGGUGAGAAGCAACUGCUCGCUCUUGGCCGUGCGCUGGUCAAAAAUAGUAGAAUCAUUAUUCUGGACGAAGCGACGAGUAGCGUGGAUGUCGAAACAGAUGCGAAACUACAGAGGACGAUCCAAACCGAAUUUUCUUCUUCGACAGUGCUUUGCAUAGCCCACAGACUGAAUACAAUAGCUUACUACGACCGUGUAAUGGUGAUGGAUGCCGGAGAACUGGCAGAGUUCGACACGGUCAUGAACUUGUUCGACAAAGAGGAUUCUAUCUUCAAGUCGUUGUGCAAUGAGGCAAACUUACAACGUUCCGACAUUGAGCGCAUUCGGAUAGAUCACGGAAAAGCAGCCAUAUAG